This is a messenger RNA of Dovyalis caffra, 666 nucleotides long. Lineage: Eukaryota; Viridiplantae; Streptophyta; Magnoliopsida; Malpighiales; Salicaceae. The record is from the annotation of a GenBank genome assembly.
AUGUCUACUUUGUUAGCAAGAACAGGAAGACACAGACAACGUUACAUGGAUCAAUUUAGGCUUGUAGCCGGGUGCAUUCCUUACAAACUUGACGAGAAUGUUGAGGAUCAAGGCUGCAAUAUGGAGGACAGGGUUCUUGUUCUCAUGAUUUCCACGCCAAAGCGUGAUGAUCUUGUGUUCCCCAAAGGUGGAUGGGAGGAUGAUGAGACCCUUGAAGAAGCUGCAUGUCGUGAGGCCAUCGAGGAAGCUGGAGUGAAAGGAAUACUUGGUGAAAAUCCGUUGGGAGUUUGGGAGUUCCGAAGCAAGAGCAGCCAGAACAGCUGCAGCUUGGCAGGGGGUUGUCGAGGCUAUAUGUUUGCGCUGCAGGUGACUGAAGAGCUUGACCACUGGCCAGGAAAGGCUAGUUACAAUAGGAAAUGGCUUACUGUAGAUGAAGCAUCUGAACACUGCCGGUAUGAUUGGAUGAGGGAUGCUCUGAAACUCUUUCUGGCGUCUCUUUUGAGAAACAAGGACCUUGGUAGAAGGGCAGAUUUGGGAAAGAUUCACAUGAUCCCAGUUUCUGACAAUGGAGUGGAGAGUGCAAUGUUGUCACCAAACUACUUUGUGAAGCCUUCUAGUGUUCAGCAACUUGAGGACUCCUCGAGUAAAUGUUCUGUACAGGUUUAA